AAACUUCAUCCGGUCUCAACAAGGUCCUUCUUUGAGCCUCAAUCAUAUCCCGUCCCCUCCCUAACCCGAUCCAUCUAGCGGAUGCUUACAUCCUUCCCCUCGCCUAAGCUUAUUUUCUCAUUCGUUUUAUUUCUUUUUAUCGCCGUCGCGUUUGUUAGCAUAAGCCCAAAUCCCGCCAUGGCGAUGAGAAGAGCCCCACCUCUCUUAUUUCCGGCCGCGGCCAAGCAUACGGCUACCGUCAUCUUCGUACACGGGUUAGGCGACUCCGGGUAUGGAUGGGCCUCCGCUGUCGAGAACUGGAGAUUGCGACGGAGAUUAGACGAGAUCAAGUUCAUCCUACCCCAUGCUCCUGCCAUACCCGUCACCGCUUCUGGAGGGAUGGCGAUGCCCGGCUGGUAUGAUAUCUUCGCGUUGAGUGGAAAGACGGAUGAUAUUAGGAAAAAUCAAGAUGAGAGCGGCAUUCUGCUGAGCCGGGAAUAUUUUAACGGACUCAUCCAAGCCGAGAUCGACUCCGGUAUACCGGCUAACCGCAUCGUCCUCGGCGGCUUCUCCCAAGGCGGUGCCAUAUCCCUCUUCACCGGACUGACAUCGAAGUAUAAGCUUGCUGGCAUAAUUGGAUUGUCAUCCUAUCUGCUAUUAGACCCUAAGUUCGCCAAUUUCGUCAAAGAGAAUGACAAUAACCACGAGACUCCGGUUUUAAUGUGCCAUGGCGACAUAGAUCAGGUCGUGCCGACGAACUUUGGCAAGAUAUCUUAUGAACUGUUGAAGUCGCAGGGUUUCAAAGUCACCAUGAAGGUCUACCCCGAUAUGGGCCAUUCGGCUUGCGUGGAGGAACUUAAUGAAGUUGAGGCCUUCCUAGGAACGUGUUUACCUGCUGAAGGCGAUAAGAAAUCAGAGCUAUGAGUUAUUUCAGGCAAGAAGCGACGAACGGUAGAAGAAAAGGGGUACAAGACACUGCUAGAUCAUCGCGUCUAGAAUGAUUAUUAUGUCCUGCUCAUGAUAUUUGAUGGUACAAAAGUCGGAGUCAUAGGAGAGGUUCCUAUGUUUCUAGAUACCUACCUCCAACCCACAUACCUAGACAUAGAUGAUAGAACGUUGAUUUCUACCGCCAAGACAGAAGUAUUAAAUGAUGGAGUAUGCCUCGUUACGAAUGAAUAGCAUCUUGAAUUCAUUCAGCAGGUCUCAAUCCAUCGAUUACUAGGUAGUCCGGACAAGACUUUAUCGUUGCAUUUCGUAUAAUUGUUCUUGGCCGUAAAUCUUCCUGGAGAAUUCGAAAUCUCAUAACGAAUUAAAACUAGCCAUGUGCGCCAUCAAAUAAUUGAGUGAAUCCACAUGCCCACCCACAGGAGACAAGAACUGCACGUUUUGAUAGAAGAGGUUAGAAUACUGGACGCCUCCCACCUAUUUGUAUGCAGCUGUUAUGUACAUACUAUGUAAUG
Annulohypoxylon maeteangense is the source of this 1439-nucleotide messenger RNA. RefSeq names its product Phospholipase/carboxylesterase. Gene Ontology annotation, biological process: protein depalmitoylation. Gene Ontology annotation, cellular component: cytoplasm. The coding region runs from base 82 to 903 and encodes 273 amino acids. The record is from RefSeq and is a predicted model, not a curated record. The transcript is spliced from 4 exons. Gene Ontology annotation, molecular function: palmitoyl-(protein) hydrolase activity; carboxylic ester hydrolase activity. NCBI's taxonomy places the organism in Eukaryota, Fungi, Ascomycota, Sordariomycetes, Xylariales, Hypoxylaceae.